AUGAGCACAACAAAAAGAGACGAGAAAAACGAUGAUGCGGAGGAAACCGAGCGGUUGCUUCUGGAAGAGCUCGCGCGAAGAGAACAACAACAACAACAAAACAAAGAUAAAACAUCAUCCUCAUCCUCAUCGUCUUUAUUGCUCCAAACCGCGUCUGGGGCGAACAAAGUCGUCAGCGCGACGUUCUCGGCGUUCAACGAAACUUUAAGCACGAUAUUGGACACAACGAAAGAGCAGGAAGAGGAGGACAAGUUCUGGGAAUCCGUGCCGGUGUUACCACCGCUCAAAGAAGGAGAAGAAUAUGAUGAGGACGACGAUGGUCGUCGUACGAGUAGUCAAGAAGAAGGUGUGUUGUUGUAUUCAGGCGAAGACGAUGCGUACAUCAACCAUCACAAUAUGCGGCGGGAAAAGAACGCGAUGUUGCUCGGUGAAGAGGAAUACGAUGAGGAUGAUGAAAUGGGAAGAAGCAACAAUAACAGUCAAAGCGGUAUCAUCACGGGCGGUGGAGGCGGCGGCGGGAACUUCGUCGCGGACUUGCUCGUGAACACCUACAAGCAGGCGCAAGAAGCGGAGGAAAUGUUGGAACGACGGAAACGAGAAAACGUAUUAAACGAACUGGACAACUGGACGACGACAACGAGUGCGACGACGAACAGAGUUUUAGAUUUUGACAAUAUGGACGACACGAACACCGAGGAGGACGAAAAGAAUCAUAACAACAAGAACGCGAAUAACUCGGCAAAAAUGAACGCAGACGUGCGAGUCGGAUUAACGGAGAGGUACUCCUCGUAUCUCGCGAAAGUCUUACCAAUAAAAUCUACGAAAAGAAGGAAAAACAAUGGCAUCAACGAUGGCAAGCUCAUUGACGGCGACGACGACGGCGACGACGACGACGACGAUAAACGAUUCGAAAAGAUAAAGAGCACGUUCAUGAGCGAUGAAGCACAACGGGAACUCGAUAAACUCGAGGCUUCGUUCACGCCGCAAAGAAAGAGUAAAAAAUCAUUCUUUCGAGACUUUUUGCAGUUUGGAAACAACGGCUCACAAAAUAAUGCGAAAAACACUCAAAGAGGAGGAGGAGGGGAGCUGCUUCUAGAUGACCCGGCAUUAUUAGCCGCGGUGUCGAAAGAAAUGUCAAAAAUCGAUAAAGUAUUGAACGAUCUCAAAACGGACGUUGCGAUUAAAAAUUUAGCCAACGUGGCGAGGAAUACCGGCGGAGGACGAUUGAACUCUUUUGCGGAUGCGUUGGAUGCGCUCGCGAGGCAUCCCAUGUGGGAGUACCAAAUUGUUCGGAACGCGGCUAUGAUUGCUCUUUUGGCUUUAUUCACGUUUGGAAUAUACUUGAAGAUAUCGAUAGAAUCGCGAGAAGAAGUUGGCGGUCUCAUCGACGUCGGCAUACAAAAAUCUUCCAGACUUGGAAGAAGAAAGUUCACAGGAAGAUAA
This is a messenger RNA of Bathycoccus prasinos, 1443 nucleotides long. RefSeq lists its product with no specific name. The transcript has a single exon. The coding region runs from base 1 to 1443 and encodes 480 amino acids. The record is from RefSeq and is a predicted model, not a curated record. Lineage: Eukaryota; Viridiplantae; Chlorophyta; Mamiellophyceae; Mamiellales; Bathycoccaceae.